Penicillium bovifimosum is the source of this 1320-nucleotide messenger RNA. Its product is annotated as NAD(P)/FAD-dependent oxidoreductase. The transcript has a single exon. Bases 1 to 1320 code for a protein of 439 amino acids. Lineage: Eukaryota; Fungi; Ascomycota; Eurotiomycetes; Eurotiales; Aspergillaceae. Gene Ontology annotation, molecular function: FAD binding; sulfide:quinone oxidoreductase activity. The record is from RefSeq and is a predicted model, not a curated record. Gene Ontology annotation, cellular component: mitochondrion.
AUGUUCCAGAGACGCACAGUGACCGUUGCCAAGCGCUCUGUCGCUCAAUGGAGGAGUUUUGCAACCUCCCCAGCGAACUCAGCCCGAAACCACAAGAUCGUAGUGGUCGGCGGUGGUACUGCUGGUCUCUCCAUCAGUCACCAGCUCUUGCACUCGGGGAAAUUUGCGCAAGAUGAUAUUGCCAUCAUUGAUCCCGCCACAUGGCAUCACUACCAACCCGGCUGGACCCUGGUCGGUGGAGGUCUCAAAAACAAAGAGGACUUGCGCAAGCCAAUGAACAGCUUGAUCAAUCCCAAAUUCAAGUUCUACAAUGAGAGUGUCGGUGCUUUUGACCCCGCCGAAAACGCGGUCACGCUUCAGGGCGGCGACAAGAUCAACUACGAACAUUUGGUUGUAGUGCCCGGUAUCAGCAUCAACUAUGGCAACACGAAAGGCCUGACUGAGGCUCUUGCUGACCGGAACUCCACUGUUUCGACAAUUUAUGGCUAUGACACAUGUGACAAGGCCUUCCGUACCAUUGAAAACUUCCGCGAAGGCAACGCUAUCUUUACCCAGCCAGCGGGUGUGAUCAAAUGUGCGGGUGCUCCGCAAAAGGUCAUGUGGCUUGCAUUGGAUCACUGGAAACGAGCUGGCCUCUACAACCCAACAAAGCCCUCCGACUCUGCCGUCAAGAUCAGCUAUGCAACCGGUCUCCCAGUGAUGUUUGGUGUGCCUAAGUAUAACGCUAUCCUUGAGCAGAUGCGACAGGAUCGUGGUGUCGAGGGAUUGUUCCAGCAUGAUCUCGUAGCCGUUGAUGGCAAGAAGGCCACUUUCGCCACUCCCGACGGAGAGGUCACUAGGGAGUUCGACCUGCUGCAUGUCACCCCCAAGAUGGGCGCUCAUGGAUUCGUCCAGAAGAGCCCUCUCGCAAACGAGGCCGGAUUCGUCGAUGUGGAUGACAACAGCACCCAACACAAGAAAUUCCCCAAUGUGUGGUCGGCUGGUGAUGCUUCCAGUCUCCCCACAUCCAAGACCGCAGCAGCUGUCACUGCCGAGGCGCCGGUCCUUGUUCGCAACUUGUUGCAGAGCAUGGAGGGCAAGUCAUUGGAUGCCUCCUAUGACGGUUACACUUCGUGCCCGCUCUUGACUGAGUACGGCAAGGUUCUUCUUGCCGAGUUCAAGUACGGCGGAGUGCCCAAGGAGACAUUUGGAGACUGGUUUGGCAUUGACCAGGGUGAGCCCCGUCGUGCGUUCUGGCAUCUGAAGAAGGACUUCUUCCCCUGGGUGUAUGCCAACCACAUGAUCAAGGGUACCUGGGGUGGACCGAAGGGUUGGAUGUAA